Exaiptasia diaphana is the source of this 881-nucleotide messenger RNA. RefSeq lists its product as uncharacterized. Gene Ontology annotation, molecular function: aminoacyltransferase activity. NCBI's taxonomy places the organism in Eukaryota, Metazoa, Cnidaria, Anthozoa, Actiniaria, Aiptasiidae. The transcript is spliced from 3 exons. The coding region runs from base 45 to 746 and encodes 233 amino acids. The record is from RefSeq and is a predicted model, not a curated record.
ACACACUGCUGAUCAUCAGAAAAAAAGCAAAAAAGAUUUCAAUUAUGAAUCUCAAUCUGAUUGAAGGUGGAGCCGGUCUUGUUUAUAAGACAGGACAAGAUGUAAUGAAUACUAAUGGCGUUGUGCUGUUUGGGAUGAGUCCUGGUAAUCCUUUCUACAAAUCGAGAGUCAUCGAGGACUAUGUGCGAUACCUUGGUAAGGAAAACAGACGAAUAAUAGUAGUUGUACCGGGGCAGCCAGCCGAACAUACCUACAGGGCCAUGGGAAGUAAAAAUGCUAUAAAACGUGCCAAGARRAACUCCAGUAAACUGAAGACUGACUGCAGUCGAGCUAUUGAAAAAGUUUCCAAGACGAAUGGAAUUGCUGGUGAGUUCUAUAUGUUAGAYUGGACACUUGAGGUUACCAUGCACGAGGCUUACAUUACAGCUCUGGAUUUCGUUAAACAAUUCUAUAACAAUGAUGCUGUAUUCCGUCUCGAUGUGGCGUUGUCKACAGCUAAGGUUCUUGGGAAAGAACUUAAUGAUGCUAGUCAAUCAGGGUUUGAAGAUGACGAGAACGUUCAAGAAGGAGUACUUUACCAACUCAAAGAGCUUGCGUUCGUCAUCUCGAGUAAAGAGAUGUUCAGGACAGACAGUGUAGCCGUUAUCUACCAUCRUAGAUGGGAGGUUUAUGAAAAAUUUGUCAACGGAGACUAUGAUGGUCAGCCAAAGGAGGGACUGGGACUUGCUGUCAUCAACUACCAGUAGACAGACUGGGCCUAGCAUCACCUGUAACAAGAACUUCGAACCAUCUACUCAUACCGCUGUUACUGUUACUGACAUUUUCAAACGAUUAUUAAAUAAACAUUUCUUUUUAUGUUUUGAUUUCUCUAUUAUUUUUUA